AUGUCGUCGACACUGUCCAACAGCUCUGUCGCGAGCCCGCCGUACUGGAUGAACACGCACGCGCACCAGCGCAACACGUCCAGCGUUUCGGUCGAGUCCGUCCUGCCGGCGGGCGCCAUCAUCCUGCAAGACAACGACACGAGCGAACACCAAGACCGAAACAAUGCAUGCUGGGCAAAGAGCGUCGAGGUUGUCAACUACACCGUUGUCAACGGGGGCGCAACAAGUGUCGGCGCAUUUAUAGUCUGGAACGUCCGUGUAGAAACUCUAAGUGGAAGCUAUAUGAACAUCCGGAAGCGAUACUCGGAAUUUGACGAGUUCCGCAGCAAACUGGUCAAAUCGUUCCCCGGCUUUGAGGGGGCUGUGCCAUCGCUCCCUCCCAAGAGUGUGAUUUCCAAGUUUCGACCCAACUUUCUCGAGAAGAGGCGGACUGGCCUGCAAUAUUUCCUCAAGUAG
Messenger RNA from Metarhizium brunneum ARSEF 3297, 456 nucleotides. It is a transcript of the gene YPT35, whose product is annotated as PX domain-containing protein YPT35. NCBI's taxonomy places the organism in Eukaryota, Fungi, Ascomycota, Sordariomycetes, Hypocreales, Clavicipitaceae. Gene Ontology annotation, biological process: autophagy of mitochondrion; endocytic recycling; reticulophagy. Gene Ontology annotation, molecular function: phosphatidylinositol-3-phosphate binding. Gene Ontology annotation, cellular component: early endosome; phagophore assembly site. The record is from RefSeq and is a predicted model, not a curated record.